This is a messenger RNA of Clunio marinus, 492 nucleotides long. The record is from the annotation of a GenBank genome assembly. NCBI's taxonomy places the organism in Eukaryota, Metazoa, Arthropoda, Insecta, Diptera, Chironomidae.
AUGGAGGAAACAGAUCAGGAGAACGAAUUGGAAGAUUUUAUACAUGAUGAUGACUUUAUGAGUCAUUUAAAUGAACGUGGGAAACAAUCACAAACCCUGAGUUCAUCUCUGGACUUCCUAGAUAGAGAAUCUUCUCAUUAUUCUGCUCUUCUUGGAAAAAUAAUCUUCAUCAAUGAAUUCUUAUCUGUUGAACGGAAUGAACGAAACAUAUUUACAGAGCACGCAUUGAGUGAUUUCAGAGAAGUUCUGAGUCAAUUAAACUUGGAUUUUACUUAUUUUUUGGGAAGAAUUCAUGUUGCGAUUUCUGAAACUUUUUUGUUUUCUGAGAAGCUUGAAAUAAUGAGAAUUAUUUUCAUCUCACUACAUGUGAAUUUAUUUAGUGAACAUCAUCAAUUGGCAUCAUCAAUUUACGGCCAAAGUCAAGUUACAUCAAAAUUUAAGUGCUUUUUAAAAUGCAUUAGCGACUUCAAUCGAUUUUCAAUCAUAGCUUGA